Molecule: messenger RNA, 1272 nt
Organism: Penicillium olsonii
Lineage: Eukaryota; Fungi; Ascomycota; Eurotiomycetes; Eurotiales; Aspergillaceae
Source: the annotation of a GenBank genome assembly
AUGUUGGGAGCACUUUGUGACCACUUCAUCGGCCCAGGACCCAGCGACACCAUUCACGGCCAUAGUGCCUCGGAUGCCGUUUUGGAGGGAAACCUGCCAACAUCCUGGUAUACGGAGCCCGAAUUCUACGAAUUCGAGCGUCGGGCAAUUUUCUCGAAGCAUUGGCUACUCACAACACACCGUCUCCGCCUGCCCGAGGCUGGAAGUUAUCUUCGGUUUGAGAUCGCUGGCUUUGAUUUUCUCUUGGUGAAGAACAAAGCUGGUAGCAUUCAGGCAUUUCACAAUGUCUGCCGCCAUCGGGCAUACCCUCUCAUCGACAAGGAUGCCCCCGAUCAAGGCAAGAAAUCGAUCCUGUCUUGUGGGUAUCAUGGCUGGACAUACAACCUCGAUGGCAAAUUGACCAAGGCUCCCAAGUUUGACGAGGCAAAGGAUUUUGAUGGGAGUGCAUACAGCCUGUUCAAGAUCCACACCCACGUCGACCGGACCGGUUUUGUGUGGGUGAACUUCGAUGCCUCGGACUCCCCCAUGCCAUGGGAGCAGAUGAACGGUGGAACGGACGAGCAACCUCGCCUGAACGACUUCAGUCUGGAUAAUUAUGUUUACCAUCGCACCUGGACGACCAAUGGGCAAUACAACUGGAAGCUGGUCGGGGACAACUAUAAUGAGUGCUAUCAUUGCAAGGCCAGUCACCCUGGAAUCACCAAGAUCACCAAUUUGGAUAAAUACUCGGUGACUCCUUAUUCCGGGCGAUUCGAGCACUUCCCACCGAACCGCGACGAUAUCAAAACGGAGGACUUUGAAUACUUCGGCAACGGCGCAUUCACCUACAAUUUCCCCAACACAUCGGUUAAUUUGUCCACCCCGUACUUUUUCAUCAUGCGAGUUGUUCCGACUGGCCCAACGACGGUGACCACGGAGUAUCAAGUAUACCGGAACCCGGACUCUCCCGAAGAGGCCUUCAACCGGGCUGGCGAGUUCUUCGAGGGAAUUGAAUUGGAGGACUACGACUUGAUGAACGGCGUGCAGAAGAAUCUGAACUCCGGGGUGUACGUUCACGGGCCUCUGCACCCACAGCGGGAGGGGGGUGUGCUGUACUUUAAACAUCUUGUUCAGACUCAGUUGAAGGAGCAUUGGGACGUGGAAAGGGCGGCUGGAGAGAAGAUCUACCCGGCGAAACGAAACAACCAGUUACAUGCUGCGGUCCAGGAGCAGGAACAGCUCGCCACAGAUGUGUGUGCUUGUGGCAUGAAAAGCCGGAUCGAAUGUUCUUGA